AUGUUUAAAGUGCAUAUUGUUAAAUUAAUAAUAGUGCUGCAAAUUUUCAAACUGGCGCGCGCUAGUUUCGCUGAAUUAAAUAAUUCAGACCCAAAGUUCAGUGGACCGAUCAACAAUGUAACUGUGCCCGUGGGACGAGAUGCGCUGCUCACCUGCAUUGUACAUGACCUAAUGAGCUACAAGGUGGCUUGGCUAAGGGUGGACACGCAAACAAUACUCAGCAUCCAGAAUCAUGUGAUAACCAAAAAUCAUCGCAUUGGCAUCUCACACACAGAACAUCGCAUUUGGCAGCUACGCAUACGAGAUGUUCAUGAAUCAGAUCGUGGCUGGUAUAUGUGUCAGAUAAACACCGAUCCGAUGAAGAGCCAAAUGGGCUAUUUGGACGUGGUGGUGCCGCCGGACAUUGUUGACUAUCAGACCAGUCAGGAUGUGGUCUGCGCCAGUGGCCAAAAUGUUACGCUCACCUGCAGCGCCACGGGCGUGCCCCAGCCCAACAUAAUCUGGCGACGGGAGGAGAAUACGCCGCUGCUGCUGACCAACGAGCAGGGCGAGCCAAGUGAGCUGUACAGCCUGGAAGCGCAGAAUCUGACGCUGUGGCAGCUGCAGCGCGAGCAUAUGGGCGCCUAUCUAUGCAUUGCCUCCAAUGGAGUGCCGCCCACUGUGAGCAAGCGCGUCAUGCUGAUUGUUAAUUUUGCGCCUACGAUUUGGACGCGCUAUGAUACAAUCUAUGUGGGCUUGGGGCAGAAGCUAGCGCUGGAAUGCAUAAGCGAAGCGUUGCCAGCUUCCAUUAACUACUGGCUGAAGGAUGAACAGCUGCUGCCCACAGGCAGCUACGAAUCCUUGCUUAUCGAUCAUGUGCAGCGCAUGGUCAUGCGCCUAACGCUGCGUCCAGUAACCAAACGAGACUUUGGCGAAUACAAAUGCAUUGCCAAAAAUGCUUUAGGACAAACCGAACGCAGUAUUAUACUACACCAUGAGAAGAUAAUAAUAAUAAUACGCCUUAAUGCCAAAACACUUUUUGACUUCCACAUAUAUUUUCUCGCCAAAAGAAACAAGUGA
Molecule: messenger RNA, 1059 nt
Organism: Drosophila busckii
Lineage: Eukaryota; Metazoa; Arthropoda; Insecta; Diptera; Drosophilidae
Gene: DIP-iota
Product: opioid-binding protein/cell adhesion molecule homolog
Exons: 4
Coding region: 1-1059 (352 amino acids)
Cellular component (GO): neuron projection
Source: RefSeq, a predicted model, not a curated record